Hevea brasiliensis (rubber tree) is the source of this 1248-nucleotide messenger RNA. RefSeq lists its product as uncharacterized. Gene Ontology annotation, molecular function: zinc ion binding. Lineage: Eukaryota; Viridiplantae; Streptophyta; Magnoliopsida; Malpighiales; Euphorbiaceae. The transcript has a single exon. The record is from RefSeq and is a predicted model, not a curated record. Bases 1 to 1248 code for a protein of 415 amino acids.
AUGGUAGAGGCAAAUCCAGGUAGUUCUGUGGAGCUUUUCAUAGAUGAUGACAGCAAAUUUCAACGCCUUUUUGUAUCAUUUCAUGCCUCAAUACAUGGUUUCAAGAAUGGUUGUCGCCCACUUCUAUUUCUUGAUUCUGCGAGUCUCAAAUCAAAAUACCAUGAGGUUUUGUUGACAGCUACAGCAUUAGAUGGGGACGAUAGUGCUUUUCCGGUUGCAUUUGCUAUAGUAGAUAUUGAGAAUGAUAAUAAUUGGCAUUGGUUUUUGGAGCAGUUGAGAUCUGCUAUUUCUACUUCACAAUCCUUAACUGUUGUUUCUGAUAAAGAGAAGGGACUAUUGAAAUCUGUGCUUGAAGUAUUUGAGAAUGCUCACCAUGGUUACUCUAUAUACCCCCUGCUGGAUGACUUCAUGAGAAAUUUGAGAGGACCAUUCCAUGGAGAUGGAAAAGCUGCUUUGCCUGCAAGUUUUUUUGCUGCUGCACAUACAGUCCGAUUUGAUAGUUUCAAAAUGUUCACUGAGCAAAUUAAACAGGUUUCUUCAAAAGCAUAUGAUUGGCUUAUGCAGAUUGAACCAGAAUGUUGGACAAAUGCAUUUUUCAAGGGUGAGAUUUAUAAUCAAAUUACAGUAAAUAUUGUAGAGUUGUACACUAAUUGGAUUGAAGAAGUGUGGGAGCUGCCUAUAAUAAGGAAGGUGGAAGCACUUGGAUGCAAAAUGAUGGAGUUGAUGGACAAACGUGAAAUGGAUUCAAAUGGGUGGACUACAAAUCUUGCUCCAUCCAAAGAGAAAAAACUACAAGAGGAGACUCUGAAGGCACAGGCUUUCAAAGUAUUAUUUUCAUCUGAUACAGUGUUUGAGGUUCACGGUGACUCUAUUUUUGUUGUGGAUAUUGUCACAAGGGACUGUAGUUGUAUGGAAUGGGCAUUGACUGGAUUACCUUGCUGUCAUGCCAUUGCCGUCUUCAAUCGCAUUGGAAGGAGUGUAUAUGAUUAUUGUUCAAAAUACUACACAGUUGAUAGCUACCGUUCAACAUAUUCCAAGUCCAUAAAUCCUGUUUUAGACAUUUUUGAGCCUUUGGGUGAAGAAGAUGCCUCAGAGGUGAGGCAAGUGCUUCCUCCGACUACACCUCGGCCACCAACUCAACCAAAGGAAAAACAAUAUAAAAGAAAGCGUGAACUUAAAAGAGUAAUGACUUGCACCAGGUGUAAGGGAGAAGGGCAUAAUAAGGCUACCUGCAAGGAAACCUUGUAG